Seminavis robusta is the source of this 1212-nucleotide messenger RNA. NCBI's taxonomy places the organism in Eukaryota, Bacillariophyta, Bacillariophyceae, Naviculales, Naviculaceae. The record is from the annotation of a GenBank genome assembly.
AUGGGUCUCUUCAAAUCCAUGUUCAAGAAAGCCAAGAAAUCAGGCGAAGCCAUGCUGGGCAUUGAAAGCAAGGCGACUCCUCCUCCGAUGGAUCCCGAGAAUCCUCCCACUCGUUGGGAAAAAGCCGUCGUGGGGCUAAAUGGAAUUGUCGCUCAAGUCUCCAAGAUUGAUCCCGACGGUGUCGAUGUGGUGUGCUUUGGUGGUGACGGUGCACCGGACAUGUACCGCAAUGUCAAGGAUAUUGGCGGUUUGGAAUCCAUGGUCACGGCCAAAGAACCGGCGGGCGCUUGUCAUAUGGGUGCCGCCAUGGAUAUCGUCUUGAAAGAAGCAUUUGCGCGUGGCUUUGACGAACGACCUUGUUCCAUCCUCGUCUUGACGGCGGGACGUCCCGAUGAUUCCGCAGCUUUGGAUGCGGCCAUUCAAGACGCGACGGGCAAAAUUGCGGCCAUGGAAGACAAGAAGGAAUCGCCAUUGACCAUUACGUUUGUGCAAGUGGGAGAUGACGAACAAGCCGAAGAAUAUUUGAAACAUUUGGAUGAUAACUUGACGUCGGCAUCGUCUUCUUCGGGAGAAACCAUUGACAUUGUUGAUACCAUUAAAGAUGAAGAAAUCAAAAAGGCCAUGGGAGAAUUCAAAGAAGAAGGAUUCCUCAGUGGUGGAAAGGGUGGAGCGCUCUUUGGUGCAUUUGCCGGAGCGGCCAUGGGUGUCGGUGGAAUGUAUCUCUACAACAAGUUGAAUGCCAACAAACGUACCGAAGGCUGGAAUGGAAAAUGGAAAGCGACGUAUGAAGGAGAAGAAGUGGCGGUAUUGACGGUCAAGGACGAUGGAGAAGGCAAUUUGGCCAUUGAAGGAUUCCCCGUCGAAGAAGGAGAAGAAGGCGGAUCCACCACGGGUAAUUAUGCGGAAAAUGACGAAGGUGGAUACAAUAUUCAAUUCACGGCACCUGAAGAAAACGAACCCAUUUAUGGAACGGUCGAAGACGAACACACCAUUGCUUGGUCCGAUGGCACUCGAUGGGAGGAAGUUCCUCCCGAUGGUGGUCAUUGGGCCGGAUACGCAGGAGCUGCUGCUGCUGGUGCGGCCACGGCUGGAGCCACCGGAUACCUCUUGCAAAAGAAAUUCUUCAACAAGGCAUCCAAGCAGGUCCCGUCCGACUAUGUCAUUGUUUUGGAUCGUUCCGCCAAAAUGGCCAUUCCCGACACUGGAAAGUAA